AUGGCGGGACCAUUGUAUCUCGGGUUUGAUCUUUCGACCCAGCAAUUGAAGGCGAUCGUGAUAGCCUCGGACCUAAAGGUCAUUUCCGAAUCAAAAGUCGAUUUCGACGCCGACUUUGCCGCCAAGUACAAGAUCAAGAAGGGCGUACUGACGAACGAAGAUGAGGGUGAAGUGAUUUCCCCCGUCGCUAUGUGGGUUGAGUCCGUGGACCUUGUGUUAUCACGACUUAAUGAGAAGGGAUGUCCUAUCAAUGAAAUUAGGGGUAUUAGUGGUUCUGGCCAGCAACACUCCAGCGUAUACUGGAAUGAAAAUGCCGAGUCUGCGUUGCGGAACCUUGAUAGCGGGAAGGCAUUGCUCGACCAGUUAUCCAACGUCUUCGCCUACGAAUUCUCUCCGAAUUGGCAAGACCACAGUACUCAGACGGAGUGUGAUCACUUCGAUGCUCACCUAGGCUCGAAGCAGAAAUUGGCUGAGGCCACGGGCAGUUCUUCUCACCAUCGUUUCACAGGUACCCAGAUUCUAAGAAUGCGACGAAGACGCCCCGAAGUCUACAACAACACCGCCCGUAUCUCGCUCGCCUCCUCAUUCCUAGCCUCUCUAUUCCUCGGGGACAUCGCACCGAUCGACAUCAGCGACGUGACCGGCAUGAACCUCUGGGACAUCGCCGGUGAGAAGUGGAACGAGUCGCUCCUCGAACUAACCGCAACCAAGGAGGGCGUACCAGAGCUGCGCAAGAAGCUCGGCGACGUACCACUAGACGGCGGCGGGAGCCUCGGUAGUAUCUCGUCCUACUUCGUAGAGAAAUUCGGAUUUAGCCCCGAAUGCCAAGUUGCGCCCUUCACUGGCGACAACCCAGCGACAAUCCUCUCCCUGCCGCUCCGACCGCUCGACGCCAUCGUAUCCCUCGGCACGUCCAGCACGUUCCUCAUGAACACACCGAGCUACAAGCCUGACCCCUCGUACCACUUCAUGAACCACCCGACGACCAAAGGGCACUACAUGUUCAUGUUAUGCUACAAGAACGGCGGUCUAGCGCGCGAGAAAGUCCGCGAUUCCCUCCCCAAACCAUCCGGCUCCGACCCUUGGGAAACAUUUAAUAAAAACGUUCUCGACACACCACCACUAGACGUAAAGAAAGAAGGCGAUAAGGCGAAAUUGGGGUUAUACUUCCCGCUUCCCGAGAUCGUGCCGAAUGUCAAGGCGGGAACUUGGCGAUACACGUGUGAUAGUAAAGAUGGAUCGGGAUUAGAGGAGACGGGCGAUUGGGGCGCGCAGGCUGAUGCUAGGACGAUUGUUGAAUCCCAGGCUCUAUCUAUGCGUCUACGUUCUCAAAACUUAGUCUCUAAACCACCGAACCGUCCCGAGUUACCCGCGCAACCGCGUCGUAUUUACCUCGUCGGCGGUGGAUCCUUAAACCCGGCCAUUGCGCGCGCGUUCGGUGACGUCCUAGGUGGAGCCGACGGCGUGUACCGCCUAGACGUCGGUGGUAACGCAUGCGCACUCGGUGGUGCGUAUAAAGCGCUCUGGGCUCUUGAGCGCAAAAACAGCGAUGAGAGUUUUGAUGAUCUGAUUGGUAAGAGAUGGCGUGAGGAGGAUGCUAUUCAGAAGGUGUGCGAUGGAUAUCGUGAUGGUGCAUUCCAGGCUUACGGUAACGUAUUGGGUGCGUUUGAGGAGAUGGAGAAUAGGAUUCUGGAUGUUGCGCAUAAUUAG
Hypoxylon trugodes is the source of this 1710-nucleotide messenger RNA. Its product is annotated as actin-like ATPase domain-containing protein. Gene Ontology annotation, molecular function: D-xylulokinase activity. Lineage: Eukaryota; Fungi; Ascomycota; Sordariomycetes; Xylariales; Hypoxylaceae. The transcript is spliced from 3 exons. Gene Ontology annotation, biological process: D-xylose metabolic process; xylulose metabolic process. Gene Ontology annotation, cellular component: cytosol. The coding region runs from base 1 to 1710 and encodes 569 amino acids. The record is from RefSeq and is a predicted model, not a curated record.